Panicum virgatum (switchgrass) is the source of this 2295-nucleotide messenger RNA. Its product is annotated as putative methylesterase 14, chloroplastic. Bases 868 to 2019 code for a protein of 383 amino acids. Lineage: Eukaryota; Viridiplantae; Streptophyta; Magnoliopsida; Poales; Poaceae. Gene Ontology annotation, molecular function: methyl jasmonate esterase activity; methyl salicylate esterase activity; methyl indole-3-acetate esterase activity. Gene Ontology annotation, biological process: jasmonic acid metabolic process; salicylic acid metabolic process. The record is from RefSeq and is a predicted model, not a curated record. The transcript has 5 exons.
GGAAAAUAAAAAUUAGAAGAACAUAAAAGAAAUCUAUUCUUUUUUGCUUUCCCUACACAAGAGAACAAGGAUGGAGGGUUGUACAGCUAGUCUUGACGGUACACGCUAGCAGGUAGCAAGAGACACAAUUCCCCAGAAGCCGCCCAAAAGCUUCCUGCAAUCCUGCUGCUUUGGCGUUGAACUCCCUUGAUUACUCGCAUCAGCUGCCAAAGAUCUCUCUUUAUUGUUUUUUUUUUUUGGUUCAGAAGGGGAGCAGAGGCGAAAUUAAUUCCUCCGGCGAGAUUCGUGUGGAGAUGAGUUCGGUGCCAGGACCACUCAUAAAUUCUGCCUGUUCUUUCAGAUCUGCUCCGUGAUGUGCUGUGCUUUCAGUUCAGGACAGCGCGCUCCCUCCCUCUCGGCUUCUUCCAGUUCCAGGCUUGGGGCUCCUCGGUUCCAAUCUCUCUAGCGCCUAGUCACUCAUGCGUCGUCGCCGGAGUCCAAUCUCGCAGCCGCCCAGAGUUUCUUGAUUUGGUUUGUUCGGAAUUUCCACUUUCCCGGGAGAAAAUCUGUUCCUUCCAAAAGUUGAAUCUUUUGGAAGCGUUGGAAGCAGACAUCAGUCGCCGCUUUGUUCUUGAAUCCCCUACCCGGUAGCAGCGUUGGAAGCAGAAAUCAGUUGCUGCUUUAAAAUCCUCCCUUUUCUCUUAGUUUCUGAGCAGCGCAGCUUCCCAUACUCGUUCCUAUUCUCGAUUUCGUCGUGAUUUCAGGUCGGCUCUUGCUCGCCUUUGCCGAUUUGUCUGCUCCCGAGAACCAGGCUAUAAGAAUCCCCACUACACCUUUCCCUCUUCCACUCCACGCGCUGCUGCUUUCUCGUGGUGGUUUCUUCUCCCAAUGGGCAACGCGUUCGCGUGCAUGCCGCGCAAGGAGCACCGGGGCGCAGCCGCGGUGUCGCGCAGCAAGCGGAUGGGGAGCGCGCGGUCGGUGCGCGGCGGGCCCAAGCUGACGCCGGCGGAGGAGGAGCUCCUGCACCGCCAGGCGCUGGCCAUGGCCAUCCACCAGCACCUCGACUCCGGCGGCUCCAUGUCGCGCCGCAUCGACGCCGGGGCCUCCCUCUCCCGCCGCAUGGCCCCCGGCUCCACCAGCUCUCGACGCCGCGGCGACCUGCCGGACUCCGUCACGAAUGCCAAGCCCGCCCAAAUCGUUCUGGAGAAUUUAGAAACAAAGAAAAUUGUCCUUGUUCAUGGAGAAGGAUUUGGUGCUUGGUGUUGGUACAAGACCAUCUCGCACUUGGAGGAAGCUGGUCUUGAGCCUGUUGCCUUAGACCUCACAGGUUCUGGCAUAGAUCAUACCGAUACAAACAGCAUAGCUACACUAGCAGAUUACUCCAAGCCAUUAAUUGAUUACCUUGAUAAACUUCCUGAGGAUGAGAAGGUUAUUUUGGUCGGCCACAGUUGCGGAGGUGCAAGUGUUUCAUACGCGUUAGAACACUGCCCCAAAAAGAUCUCAAAGGCAGUGUUUCUUACUGCUACAAUGGUGAAGGAUGGGCAGCGGCCCUUCGAUGUGUUCUCAGAGGAACUGCGGUCAGCAGAUGUUUUCUUGCGAGAAUCACAGUUUUUGGUUUAUGGAAAUGGAAAGGACAAGCCUCCUACUGGGCUGAUGUUUGAUAAACAGCAGAUCAAGGGGCUCUAUUUCAACCAAACUCCUUCCAAGGAUAUGGCGCUAGCUGCGGUGUCCAUGAGACCCAUCCCUCUUGCCCCAAUCAUGGAGAAGCUCUCCCUCACCCCUGAAAAAUACGGCACCGUGCGCCGCUACUUCAUUCAGACGCUUGACGACCACAUGCUCUCACCUGAUGCCCAGGAGAAGUUGGUCCGGGAGGACCCGCCAGAUGGCAUCUUCAAGAUAAAGGGCGGCGACCACUGCCCCUUCUUCUCGAAGCCGCAGUCCCUCAACAAGAUCUUGCUGGAGAUUGCACAGAUCCAAGCUCCAGCCGCGCUGCUCCCGGGCAAAGCAAGUUUGGAGGAGACCGUGGCAGAGAAAUCCUGACUGCAUGUAUGUAGUGUACAUGAAAAAUGAGUAGCGCAUAGGUUGCAAAAGUGAGGUGCGGGGGUUAAUUGAAAUCAGUUUGUCAGAUAAUAAUGUAGGGAGGUAAAAGUGUUGUUUUUCUUCUGUGAUCAAGUAUAGAGGAUGUGAGAUUGUCAGAAAGUUUUCGUUUACCUUGUGAAUCAAAUAUGAAGUCAAAACAACACAUCUUAAUGUUUGUUUUCCUGAGGAAUGAUGAGUAGGUAAAGCAUCCUGAGCUCUGGGUUCAGAUCAUAGGUA